This is a messenger RNA of Oreochromis aureus, 801 nucleotides long. RefSeq lists its product as uncharacterized. The transcript has 3 exons. Bases 1 to 801 code for a protein of 266 amino acids. Lineage: Eukaryota; Metazoa; Chordata; Actinopteri; Cichliformes; Cichlidae. The record is from RefSeq and is a predicted model, not a curated record.
AUGUACACUAAAUGCAGGGAACAUGGACUACGCGUGAGGAAAGAGGAUGUGCACUUGGUCUUGAAGGAGCUGGAUCCCCGAGGCGUCGCACUGAGGCAAGCAAGACGUUUCAGGCGAAGGAACUAUUUUUCAAAAGGGCCGAACUUCAUCUGGCACAUGGACUCAUACGACAAACUGAAGCCAUAUGGCAUCUGUAUCAAUGGUAGUAUUGACGGUUUCUCGAGAAAAAUAAUCUGGCUUAAUGCGUACACAACAAAUAGUAAUCCGAAAGUGAUCGGGGGGUAUUACAUAGAAGCGGUGCAGCGUUUAAAGGGCUGCCCUAGAGUUGUGAGGGGCGAUCUUGGAACUGAAAAUGGCCAUGUUAGAGGCUUUCAGCGUUUCCUUGUGCCCGUGGCUCCUAACGACACCCUUGAGAGUUACUUGGAGGGAGCAAGUACCGCCAAUCAAAGGAUUGAAUACUGGUGGCGUUUUCUUCGCAGCCAGUGUCUGGAGUUCUGGUUAUCCUUAUUUGCAGACAUCAGAGACAACGGGUACUUUGAUGGUGGGUUUCUGGACAAAAACCUCCUUCAGUUUUGUUGCAUGGGACUCAUCCAGGAUGAGCUGGAUGACACUGCACAGGUUUGGAAUGCACACUCCAUCAGGCCAUCAACAAACAUCAAUAUCCCCAGUGGUCGACCUAAUGUAAUGUAUACAUUACCUGAGCUCUACGGGACAAGAGACUUCCUUUGCCCCACUGAAGAAGAACAUGUUGAAAUGUGUAAAACUGAGUGGCCGUUUCUCAAUUCUCAAGAGGGUCAGUGA